Eurytemora carolleeae is the source of this 2567-nucleotide messenger RNA. RefSeq lists its product as uncharacterized. NCBI's taxonomy places the organism in Eukaryota, Metazoa, Arthropoda, Copepoda, Calanoida, Temoridae. Bases 54 to 2549 code for a protein of 831 amino acids. The transcript is spliced from 7 exons. The record is from RefSeq and is a predicted model, not a curated record. Gene Ontology annotation, molecular function: protein binding.
UAAUUUUUUUGCAUUUCUAGAAAAAUGGUCUGUAUCUGACCUCUAGCUAGGGGAUGGGGCAGCCUCCGAAUGAGUUUACCCUGGAGGCUGUUCGUCAGCUGAUGUUAGCUCGUGGAGGCCGGGUGACCAACCAUGAGCUUGUAAAGAGCUUUAAACGUUGGCUAACAGAUCCUAGUCUGAAGGAGGAAGCAAGGAUACAAUUCAAGGACUAUGUGAACACACUGGCAACCAUCAAGCAGGAGCACGGAGAGAAGUAUCUUGUUUUGAAGAAAAAGUUUUAUCCUGAAUAUUAUCAAAACUCUCCUAAACCUCAUUUUCAAGAGUUUUAUACAAACAAUCCUGAAACUCUUUACAGUCCAGAUUAUGGAAGGGGAGGAGGAGGAGGGGAGUAUGGAAGGGGGGCAGGAGAAGGUGUAUCCCGACUGGAAGGAUCGCCUAGUCUCCUUGAUGAAGUUAUGGCUGGAUUUAACCCUCCAUCCCGAACCCUAGCUCGGUCCCAGCCGUCCUCUCUAGAUGCACAGUUAGCUUCUCAACCUACAGUUCCUAACUUUACCCUGGGAAAUGGUCCACAGAGCUUAGGAUCCUAUCAGGGAAAUACCAAAUCAAACCCGUAUACACAGGACAAUAGAAGAUUAGAAAAGGAAGGAGGAAGGAUUAACCAAUAUAUUCCGCAAACUCAGGAUACUAGGUACGAUAGACAGUCUUCACAAGAUCUGAGAUAUGAUAGACAAUCUUCACAAGAUCUGAGAUAUGAUAGACAGUCUUCACAAGAUGUGAGAUAUGAUAGACAAUCUUCACAAGAUGUGAGAUAUGAUAGACAAUCUUCACAAGAUGUGAGAUAUGAUAGACAGUCUUCACAAGAUCUGAGUUAUGAUAGACAAUCUUCACAAGAUCUGAGAUAUGAUAGACAAUCUUCACAAGAUUUGAUAUAUGAUAGACAAUCUUCACAAGAUCUGAGAUAUGAUGGACAAUCUUCACAAGAUCUGAAAUAUGAUAGACCAGCAUCACAAAAUGUGCGUUAUGAUCGACAACACUCUCAAGAUUUGCAAACCAGUCAGUUUAUUUCUCCGCCUGUAUUCCAGGAUCCUGGAGAAGAUGUUUACAAUCCUGGAGCAUUUUCUCCACAUUUUGCUCCCAGUUCUCGACAAUCUGUUUCAAGUUUUACUUCCCAGCAAAGCUCAGGAUCAUACAACGGUUCUCCAAGAUCUAGUUUUGCUAAAUCAAGUUAUGCCAGUGGUUCCUCCCGAUCUAGUAUAGCAGGGGGUGUAGGAACAACAUCACCUAGAUCUAGUUUAGCUCACACCGGACUUCUGUAUCAGGAUACACGACCAGGUGGACAGUAUCCUGGUUUGCCCCCACCUGGUCAGCAGUAUCCUGGUUUACCCACACCAGGGCCCCCGUAUAACCAAGGAUUUAACCCUGAGGGACGGAAAGGUCCACCCUCAGUAUAUUCCGGAGGUUCUCCAAGAGGAAGUAUAUCUCAACCCUCCCCUGCAGCCUAUUUAUCCCCUAGAGGAAGUAUGUCUCAACCCCCGUCAGAUUAUAUAUCCCCACCUGAUCAGUAUUUAGACCGGAGACAACCUGAUAAACGCCCGCCCCCUUAUCGCCCUCCUCCAAUAGAUCCAGAACCCCCUAGCCUGGAACGCCGAGCUGUUCCUCCUGUCAACGGUUUGCCAGAGAUGUACGAGCGACCUACCCGUCUUGAUCUAGGAUUACCGCCACCCCCGCCCCGACAAGACUUUGAUUUAAACCCACCUCCCCUCCCUCGACGCCCUGUUCCUCAAAGCCGAGAUAUAAUACCAGAAAACCUUGGCAUUCCAGUCAAACCUAAAUCCUUACUUGACUCCAUGGCUUCUGCAUCUUUGUCCAAGUCUUAUGGAAACCUGACGGUCGAUGAGAACAAGGAGAACAUGAGGAUGGAAGGAUCCCAGAGCGUCGACAACCUAACUAAGGAGCAGGAGAAGAUUAGUGUGCGGGAGAGAACUAAGACUUUUAACCGGAUGGCCAGUGAGACGGAGAUCUCCGGUAUCUCUGGAAGCACGACCAGGCUGAGCUCGGUGAAGCGAAGGAACUCUAGAGCUGUGGAUAUUGGUUCUCGGAGAAGUUCGGCAGUAUCAAGGGAUGAUGAAUCCCAUGACUCCGCUAGCAUUACAACUCUAGAUCCAACCAUAAAAUCCUGGAUGGUUCAAGUCUCAAAAGGAGAUUACCAGACUGCUGCUAAGAUGCUGAUGGAGGAGCCAAAACUUGCCAGAAAUAAGGAUUUUACGAGCGGAUAUACUGGACUGCACUGGGCCUGUAAAUAUGGUAAUCUGGAUAUGGUAAAACUUCUGGCUGGUACAUAUCAUGCAAACGUUAACGCCAGAUCUCAUGGAGGAUAUACCCCGCUCCAUAUUGCAGCUCAACACGGUCAACAGCAGGCCUUUGAUCUUCUAGUUCAAGCAUAUAAAGCAGACGCUAACCUCAGGGAUUUUGCUGGGAAACGAGCUCGGCAAUAUAUGAUGCAAUCUGAUACAAGCACAAUCUCUCUUAGUAACCAUACCUUCAGGUAGAAUACAAUAAUUUAAUAU